AUGUCUACCAAAGCUAUCCGAGAGUUCGACGCCAAGCAGCUCGUUUCCUACUGGCUCAACCGAUCCCCUACUCCUAUCCCAACCAAGAGUGAUUCUUCUCUCUCAGCUGCUCAAGUAGCUCAAGUGGAAUGGGAUCCCGUCACCAAGCAACUCUCUCCUCCUAUUAAACCAGGUCAAGGUCUCCCUGACUGGGUCUUCACCUCCAAACUCGUUGGCAAGCCUGAUCAACUUAUCAAGCGAAGAGGAAAGGCUGGACUCCUCUGUCUCAACAAGGGAUGGGAAGAGACUGGUGCCUGGAUCGAACAAAGAGCCGGUAAACCCGUUACUGUCGAAUCAACCACCGGUACCCUCAACACCUUUAUCAUUGAACCUUUCUGCCCUCACCCUGCCGAGACUGAAUACUACGUCUGUAUCAACUCUACCAGAGAAGGUGAUUGGAUCCUUUUCACUCACGAGGGUGGUGUUGAUGUUGGAGAUGUUGAUGCCAAGGCUUUGAAGUUGCUCUUACCUGUCGGUGAGGAGUUCCCUACCCGAGAAAACCUCAUCAGCACCCUUCUUGCCAAUGUCGCUCCUGCCAAGCAAGAUGUUCUUGCCGAUUUCUUGAUCAGACUCUACGCUGUAUACGUCGACUUGCACUUCGCCUACCUCGAAAUCAAUCCUCUCGUUGUCCUCGACGCUGCUGAAGGCAAACCCGCCGAAAUUCACUACCUCGACAUGGCUGCCAAGCUCGAUCAAACCGCCGACUUCCUGUGUGGACCUAAAUGGGCUAUCGCUCGAGACACCGUCACUCCCUCUGCCGGCUCCUCCGCUAUCAAGGCUGAUCGAGGACCUCCUAUGGUCUGGCCUGCUCCUUUCGGUCGAGAUUUGACUAAAGAGGAAGCUUACAUCCAGAAACUCGAUGCCUCAACUGGUGCUUCCCUCAAACUUACCGUUCUUAACCAAGCCGGUCGAGUAUGGACCAUGGUAGCUGGUGGUGGUGCCUCUGUCGUCUACUCCGAUGCUAUCGCUGCUGCAGGUUUCGCCCACGAACUUGCCAACUACGGUGAAUACUCGGGAGCUCCAACUGAAGGUCAAACCUACGAAUACGCCAAGACCAUCAUCGACUUGAUCGUCCGAGGUGAACCUCACCCUGAGGGUAAAGUACUCAUCAUCGGUGGUGGUGCUGCCAACUUCUCGGACGUCGCUGCUACCUUCAAAGGUAUCAUCCGAGCUCUCAAGCAAUUCAAGGAAGGUCUUCUCCGACACAAGGUUUCCAUCUGGGUCCGAAGAGCUGGUCCUAACUACCAAGAAGGUCUCAAAGCUAUGCGACUUUGUGGUGAAUCCAUUGGUGUCCCCAUGAAAGUCUACGGUCCCGAAUCCCCUAUCACCGCUAUCGUCCCAAUGGCUCUCGGUAUUCAACGACCUGCCUCUGCCGCUACCCGAGACGUAACUCCUAUUGCUUCUUCUCCUGCUUCCCCCUCUGUCAACGGUUCGACUCCCCUCCCCGGGUCCGGUGAACCAGCCGCUGUCGGAAGCGUAAAGGCUGAUGGCUCCCGAGAACAACCCAACGACCACAUCGUUAGAUUCGAAACUGAGAAACUCGGCUCUCGACCUUGGUUCAGACCUUUCGACGAACACACCAGAUCUUUCGUCUUCGGUCUCCAACCCCGAGCUAUCCAAGGAAUGCUCGAUUUCGACUUCUCAUGUGGCCGAAAGACCCCUUCCGUCGCUGCUAUGAUUUACCCAUUCGGUGGUCACCACAUCCAAAAGUUCUACUGGGGUACUAAAGAAACCCUUCUUCCAGUCUACACCUCCGUCGGUGAGGCCAUCAAGAAGCACCCAGAUGUUGAUGUAGUCGUCAACUUUUCGUCUUCUCGAUCAGUCUACGCUUCUACCCUCGAUAUCCUUACCUACCCCCAAAUCAAAGCUAUCGGUAUCAUCGCUGAAGGUGUACCUGAAAGACACGCUCGAGAGCUCCUCCACCUCGCUGUCAAGAAGGAAGUCAUCAUCAUCGGUCCUGCUACUGUAGGUGGUAUCAAGCCUGGUUGUUUCAGAAUUGGUAACACCGGUGGUAUGAUGGACAACCUUAUCGCCUGUAAACUCUACCGACCUGGUUCCGUCGGUUACGUCUCCAAAUCUGGUGGUAUGUCCAACGAAUUGAACAACAUCCUUUCUUACACCACCAACGGUGUUUACGAAGGUGUUGCUAUUGGUGGUGAUCGAUACCCCGGUACCUCCUUCAUCGACCACUUGCUCAGAUACGAAGCUGAUCCCGAGUGUAAAUUACUCUUACUCUUGGGUGAAGUUGGUGGUACCGAAGAAUACCGAGUCAUUGAAGCCGUCAAGAAAGGUAUCAUCAAGAAGCCUAUUGUUGCUUGGGCUAUCGGUACUUGUGCCAAGAUGUUCACCUCCGAGGUUCAAUUCGGUCACGCCGGUUCUAUGGCCAACUCCGACUUGGAAACCGCUGAUGCCAAGAACAGAGCUAUGAAAGCUGCUGGUUUCAUCGUUCCCGACACCUUCGAAGACCUUCCUGAAGUUCUCAAGGCCACUUAUCAGAAACUCGUUUCAGCUGGUGCCAUCGUACCCAAAGCUGAAAUUGAACCUCCUCAAAUUCCUAUGGACUACCAAUGGGCCUCUAAACUUGGUCUUAUCCGAAAACCCGCUGCUUUCAUCUCCACCAUCUCCGAUGAGCGAGGUCAAGAACUCAUGUACGCCGGUAUGCGAAUUUCCGAUGUCUUCAAGGAAGAACUUGGUAUCGGUGGUGUUAUCUCAUUGCUUUGGUUCAAACGAAGACUCCCUGCUUUCGCUUGUAAAUUCAUCGAAAUGGUUCUUCAACUUACUGCCGAUCACGGACCUGCCGUGUCUGGUGCUAUGAACACCAUCAUCACUGCUCGAGCUGGUAAAGAUCUUAUCUCUUCCCUCGUCGCUGGUCUUUUGACCAUUGGUGAUCGAUUUGGUGGUGCUCUUGAUGGUGCUGCUGCUGAGUUCUCUCGAGGUGUCUCAUCCGGACUCACCCCAAGAGAGUUUGUCGACCAAAACAGAAAAGCCAACAAGCUUAUCCCAGGUAUCGGACACAAGAUCAAGUCCAAGACCAACCCUGAUCUCCGAGUUACUCUUGUCGUCGACUACGUCAAGAAACACUUCCCAUCCCACAAGACUUUGGACUUUGCUCUUGCCGUCGAGGAUGUGACCACCCAAAAGGCCAACACCCUUAUCCUCAACGUUGACGGUGCCAUUGCUGCCUCGUUCUGUGACUUGCUCUCUGGAUCCGGUGCUUUCACUGAGGAGGAAGCUGCCGAAUACCUCAAGAGCGGUACCCUCAAUGGUCUCUUCGUCUUGGGUCGAUCGAUCGGUUUCAUCGGUCAUUACCUCGAUCAAAGACUCCUCAAACAACCUCUUUACAGGCACCCUGCGGAUGAUAUCUUCAUCAACAUGCAAGAGCGAGUUGUCUUCCAACCCGGUUCCGCUUAA
This is a messenger RNA of Kwoniella botswanensis, 3450 nucleotides long. RefSeq lists its product as uncharacterized. The transcript is spliced from 8 exons. Gene Ontology annotation, biological process: tricarboxylic acid cycle; acetyl-CoA biosynthetic process; fatty acid biosynthetic process. Gene Ontology annotation, molecular function: ATP citrate synthase activity. The coding region runs from base 1 to 3450 and encodes 1149 amino acids. The record is from RefSeq and is a predicted model, not a curated record. Gene Ontology annotation, cellular component: cytosol. NCBI's taxonomy places the organism in Eukaryota, Fungi, Basidiomycota, Tremellomycetes, Tremellales, Cryptococcaceae.